CCACUAAUCUCACUUUUUUCUCUACAAUUCUCUUCACAUCUCACUAUUCUUUCUCUCUCUUAACGAUUUUCCCGAAAUCAGGGACACCCAUUAGCCCACCAUUGAUGAACUUCACUCCACUUCCUCUCAUCACAUUACUCAUUUCACCUUUCUCUCUGUUUUCGGUGUUUCUCAAACAAACCACGAAAAUCUCACUCUAUACCUUUAAUGCCCGGUUUUUCUUUCUGGGUUUGUUGCAUUUUCUGUUUCUGAACCGAUUUUGAGGUGAAACAUUUAGUGAUCUCUUGCAUUUCUUAAUCGCAUUGCCAUGAAACCUAAGAACCUUCACUAUCAUGGCUAUGAUGCUAAUGGGUACCAGUGUGAUGGGUCUCAGAGCAGUGGGAGUAGCUCUCCUAGUCCUCCUCACUCGCCGCCGCGUUAUGCUUCCUCUAAGUGCCGACGAAAGCCACGCUCCAAACCCCAUUAUUACCAACCACUGCGGGAACUAUUUGUCGGUGGUUUCACUUUCAGGUUUAGCUUUAGACAUAUGGUGCUUCUUCCUCUGCUUUAUAUCUCUGGUUUGAUCAUGUGCGUUGGCCCUUUCUCUUCUUUCGUCGGUCAGCCCCCUCCCCCUGGCUCGCUCUAUCGUAGCCAUCUAAUGUAUCACCGGCUCCAUCGCCAUAUUCAAUCUGAUAAUUCCUCUGCAAUUCAGUUGUCAUCAGUUUGGAAAUACAAAAGGCUGAAGGAGAGAAAGCCAUGUUCAAAUUCAACAACUUCUCGAUUGCAUUCAGAAUCCAAUGACCCCACUACUUACCUGAUUAUUGAUGCUAAUGGUGGACUCAACCAACAACGGUCUGCAAUCUGCAAUGCAGUGGCUGUGGCAGGGCUUCUAAAUGCCAUUCUAGUUAUUCCCCGCUUUGAGUUCCACAAUGUCUGGAAGGAUUCAAGUAAGUUUCGUGAUAUUUAUGAUGAGGAUCACUUCAUAGCUGCCCUUGAUGGUCACGUUAAAGUUGUUAAAGAGCUACCUGAGGCUUUAAUGCAAAGAUAUGAUUACAACAUUUCUAAUAUACCAAACUUUCACGUACAAGCUUGGUCUACUGCUAAUUAUUAUUUGGCAGAGGUUCUACCUGUUUUGCGAAGGGAAGGGGUAGUUCGAGUGUCCCCUUUUGCCAACAGAUUGGCUAUGAAUAUUCCACCUGAAAUUCAAUUCUUAAGAUGCUUGGCCAAUUAUGAAGCACUGAAGUUCUCUUCUCCUAUUCUGACUUUUGCACAUAAGCUAGUUAGCCGGAUGAUUGAAAAGAGUUCAGGAGAUGAUGGGAAGUAUGUUUCCAUCCACCUACGAUUUGAGGAGGACAUGGUAGCUUUCUCCUGUUGUGUAUAUGAUGGAGGUGAAGCUGAAAAGGUUGAAAUGGAUUCAAUUCGAGAAAAAGGAUGGAAGCAGAAAUUCAAACUCAAAAACCAUCUCAUUUCACCUAGUCUUAACCGAAUUAAUGGAAAAUGCCCUUUAACCCCCUUGGAGGUUGGAAUGAUGUUGCGCGGUAUGGGAUUUGAUAACAACACCUCCAUUUAUUUGGCUUCGGGUAAGUUAUACCAGGCAGAGAGAUAUUUAGCUCCACUGCAGGAAAUGUUUCCUCUUUUGCAUACAAAGGAAUCACUUGCUACGCCAGAUGAACUUGCUCCGUUUAUGGAAUAUUCUUCAAGAUUGGCUGCUUUGGAUUAUAUGGUAUGCUUGUUAAGUGAGGUCUUUGUUACCACUCAGGGAGGUAAUUUUCCACACUUCCUAAUGGGGCACAGACGGUUCCUUUACGAUGGACACGCCAAGACAAUCAAGCCUGAUAAACGAAAGCUUGCUAUUUUAAUGGAUGAUAGAAUAAAAUUGAGCUGGAAAGAAUUCAAGGAACAAAUGGGAGUGAUGCUUUCAGAGAGCGACCGAAAGGGGCUAAUGGUACCUAGAAUCAGACGAUUCAACAGAAAAACGUCUGUCUAUACUUACCCUUUACCCGAAUGCAGAUGUCUGCAAAAACCCCAUAAUACUAACUCCACAGACGACAAUUAUAUGCUCUAUCAGCUCUUUGGAUCCAUGAGAUAGCAAUUGAAUUUCCCAUCAAAAUGGUACUGAUUUGCAUCUAUGAUUCCAAAGCAAACAGAUCCUCUAAGGUGGAGGAUUCUGCAGUCACGUGGCUCGAAAUGGGAAAAUCCCAUUGGCUUUAAAUUUUGCUCGGUGUAGAUAGUCGCUGUCUUGGUAGCACGGAUGAAAAUGCAAGCAAGUUAACAUUGUAAACGAAAUGUAAUGAUUUUCUUAUAUUGAUCUUAAAUGAGUGAAAUUAAAUCUUCCCCUUUGUGUU
Cucumis melo (muskmelon) is the source of this 2324-nucleotide messenger RNA. Its product is annotated as O-fucosyltransferase 10-like. NCBI's taxonomy places the organism in Eukaryota, Viridiplantae, Streptophyta, Magnoliopsida, Cucurbitales, Cucurbitaceae. The transcript is spliced from 10 exons. Bases 308 to 2068 code for a protein of 586 amino acids. The record is from RefSeq and is a predicted model, not a curated record.